Messenger RNA from Sitophilus oryzae (rice weevil), 1792 nucleotides. RefSeq names its product ATP synthase subunit beta, mitochondrial (gene ATPsynbeta). The record is from RefSeq and is a predicted model, not a curated record. Gene Ontology annotation, molecular function: proton-transporting ATP synthase activity, rotational mechanism; ATP binding; ATP hydrolysis activity. Gene Ontology annotation, biological process: proton transmembrane transport; proton motive force-driven mitochondrial ATP synthesis. Bases 55 to 1596 code for a protein of 513 amino acids. The transcript is spliced from 11 exons. Lineage: Eukaryota; Metazoa; Arthropoda; Insecta; Coleoptera; Curculionidae.
AAACCUAGCGGCGAAACUUCUAAUUUUCCGCAAUCUGUCUCCUUGUGGUCGACCAUGUUGGGUGCAGUAGGAAGAGCCGCUAGCCUUUUGGCUAGCAAAACCACCGAAAAAGUUGGACAAGAAACUCUAAAAGCUGUAUCAUGCUACAAUCAACAAAACCGCAGUUUUGCUGCCAAAGCUGCAGAAGCAAAGGGUAGAGUUGUUGCCGUUAUUGGUGCUGUAGUAGAUGUGCAAUUUGAUGACAAUCUACCCCCUAUUCUCAAUGCUUUGGAGGUGGCUAAUCGUAGUCCAAGACUUGUUCUUGAAGUUGCCCAACAUUUAGGAGAAAACACUGUUCGUACGAUUGCUAUGGAUGGUACUGAAGGUCUGGUUAGAGGUCAGGGUGUUUUGGACACUGGAUACCCAAUCCGUAUUCCAGUUGGUGCUGAAACUUUGGGCCGUAUUAUGAAUGUAAUUGGAGAACCUAUUGAUGAGAGAGGUCCAAUUCCUACUGAUAAACUUGCACCUAUUCAUGCUGAAGCUCCUGAGUUCGUUGACAUGAGUGUAGAGCAAGAAAUUUUGGUUACUGGAAUUAAGGUAGUAGAUCUUCUUGCCCCAUAUGCUAAAGGAGGAAAGAUUGGUCUUUUUGGAGGUGCUGGUGUAGGCAAAACUGUAUUGAUUAUGGAACUUAUUAAUAAUGUAGCCAAGGCCCAUGGUGGUUAUUCAGUUUUCGCUGGUGUUGGAGAACGUACACGUGAGGGUAAUGAUUUGUAUCAUGAAAUGAUUGAGUCUGGUGUAAUCUCCUUGAAAGACAAGACCUCUAAAGUAGCCCUUGUCUAUGGACAAAUGAACGAACCUCCAGGCGCCAGAGCUCGUGUAGCUUUGACUGGUUUAACUGUCGCUGAGUAUUUCCGUGACCAGGAAGGACAAGAUGUAUUGCUUUUUAUUGACAAUAUCUUCAGAUUUACUCAGGCAGGUUCUGAAGUAUCUGCUUUACUGGGUCGUAUUCCAUCAGCUGUCGGUUACCAACCAACUUUGGCGACUGACAUGGGUAGCAUGCAGGAAAGAAUUACAACCACUAAGAAAGGUUCAAUUACAUCAGUACAGGCCAUUUAUGUACCUGCUGAUGAUUUGACUGAUCCUGCUCCUGCCACAACUUUCGCUCACUUGGACGCAACCACUGUAUUGUCCCGUGCCAUUGCUGAAUUAGGAAUCUACCCUGCUGUCGAUCCUCUUGACUCUACAUCUCGUAUUAUGGACCCAAAUAUUAUUGGGCAAGAACAUUACAAUGUUGCUCGUGGCGUACAGAAAAUCUUACAAGAUUACAAAUCUUUACAGGAUAUCAUCGCCAUCUUGGGUAUGGAUGAAUUGUCUGAAGACGACAAGUUAACUGUAGCCCGCGCCCGUAAAAUCCAACGUUUCCUUUCACAGCCUUUCCAGGUUGCUGAAGUUUUCACCGGUCAUGCUGGUAAAUUGGUACCUCUUGAAGAAACUAUCAAGGGAUUCCAAAAGAUUUUAGGUGGAGAUUACGAUCAUCUUCCUGAAGUAGCAUUCUACAUGGUUGGCCCAAUCGAAGAAGUCGUUCAAAAGGCUGAAAAAUUGGCCGAAUCAUCUUAAGCAAAUAUUUAUCAGUGAUUUUAUUACAGUCGAUUCUUUAUAAGAAUGUUCCAUCUGUCUUCAAAUAAGUACCAUUUUUUUUUAUAAAAUCUAGAUUGUUCAAAACAUUUGGAUAUUUUUUUUCUACCGAUCCAUCGUGCACUUUAAUUAUAUUAUUGUUGUAUUUAAUAUUUUAAUUAUUUAAAAAUAGAUUUAA